This is a messenger RNA of Zea mays, 300 nucleotides long. RefSeq lists its product as uncharacterized. NCBI's taxonomy places the organism in Eukaryota, Viridiplantae, Streptophyta, Magnoliopsida, Poales, Poaceae. The record is from RefSeq and is a predicted model, not a curated record. Gene Ontology annotation, cellular component: chloroplast envelope. The transcript has 2 exons. The coding region runs from base 1 to 300 and encodes 99 amino acids.
AUGGGGCGGAAGUGGAACGAGCUGCUGUCGUCGGCUCCAUGGAGGACGGGGGAGGCGACAGAGGACGAGGACGCGGCAAGGAUGAGCCAAGAUGGGAAGGUCAGCGUCACCAGCAACCCCGAGGAGAUGCCCACCAUGAGCGUGCCCCGGAGCAGACGCCCAGACCUCGCCCUCACCAUCGACGACUUCGAGGAGGACGAGAUCGACCCCGAGCUGCGCUACUCCUUCCAGCGGAACAGCAGGGUACCGUCACCGAUAACAGCAUUAGCACUUUGUAAAAUUGCAGUUGCUGAAGGAUAG